ACCACACCCCCCGCACAUUCGAAUAACAGUAAGAUGGGAUCCCUCGCCAAUAACGUCGUGGCCGUGGCGGCCGUCCUGGCGGCGCUCGUCGCCGGCGGCUCGUGCGGCCCCCCCAAGUUCCCGCCCGGCCCCAACAUCACGACCAACUACAACGGCCAGUGGCUCACCGCCAGGGCCACCUGGUACGGCCAGCCCAACGGCGCCGGCCCCGCCGACAACGGCGGCGCGUGCGGGAUCAAGGACGUCAACCUGCCGCCCUACAACGGCAUGACGGCCUGCGGCAACGUCCCCAUCUUCAAGGACGGCAAGGGCUGCGGCUCCUGCUACGAAAUCAGAUGCAAGGCGCCAGCCGAGUGCUCGAACAACCCGGUGACGGUGUUCAUCACCGACAUGAACUACGAGCCCAUCGCCCCCUACCAUUUCGACCUCAGCGGCAAGGCCUUCGGCGCCCUGGCCAAGCCCGGCCUCAACGACAAGCUCCGCCACUGCGGCAUCAUGGACCUGGAGUUCAGGAGGGUGCGGUGCAAGUACGCCGGCGGGCAGAAGAUCGUGUUCCACGUGGAGAAGGGGUCCAACCCCAACUACCUGGCGGUGCUGGUGAAGUUCGUCGCGGACGACGGCGACAUCGUGCAGAUGGAGCUCAAGGAGAAGGCGUCGCCGGAGUGGAAGCCGAUGAAGCUCUCGUGGGGCGCCAUCUGGAGGAUGGACACGCCCAAGGCGCUCAAGGGCCCCUUCUCCAUCCGCCUCACCAGCGAGUCCGGCAAGAAGCUCGUCGCCACCGACGUCAUCCCGGCCAACUGGAUCCCCAACACAUUCUACAAGUCCAACAUCCAGUUCUAGAUUUUCUAACACUUGAACCGCGUGCUGCAGUAAGUGGUGGUCGCUGAUUUACUUAUUUUUUUCGGCAUGAGCAGUGAAGCAUCAUGCAUGCGCGGUUAACCAUGUUGAGGUUUCUGAAUUCUAAUUUGUAAGCUGGGCUUACCUUUUGUCUCCGGGUUCAUGAAUCCGAAACAGUGGAAAUAUAAUGACAAGAUUCUGUAUAUCAUC
Molecule: messenger RNA, 1047 nt
Organism: Panicum virgatum (switchgrass)
Lineage: Eukaryota; Viridiplantae; Streptophyta; Magnoliopsida; Poales; Poaceae
Product: expansin-B9
Exons: 3
Coding region: 34-840 (268 amino acids)
Biological process (GO): sexual reproduction
Cellular component (GO): extracellular region
Source: RefSeq, a predicted model, not a curated record